AUGUCCACAGAGACUACAAAACCACCGCUUACUACUACAUCAGCAGUAACUGCUACUGCCGUAGUUUCUCCCAACGCUCUCAAAAGAAAAAAGGGUGAAGACACCAGUGAGGAGCAACUGGAAGCAGAGAUCAAACGAGUAGCCCUCGACGAUGCAGAGGACCAUUCCGACAACGAACGCGACUUUACCGAUAACCUCCCCUCCCACGUGCACUUACGGAUGCUAUGCCUUGUCAAGCACGCUUCUCUGAUAGUGGGACACAAGGGUGCUACCAUAUCCAGGAUAAAAUCAGAGACCUCGGCUAGAAUAAACGUAUCAAAUAAUAUCAGAGGUGUCCCUGAAAGAAUUAUUUACGUAAGAGGCACCUGCGAUGAUGUGGCAAAGGCGUACGGUAUGAUAGUGAGAGCGCUGCUAGAAGAACACGAAAACGAAAGCGAAGAAGAAGACAUUGAGGUUUCCAUCAAUCUCUUGAUUCCUCACCAUCUCAUGGGCUGCAUCAUUGGCAAACGCGGGUCCCGAUUGAGAGAAAUUGAGGACUUGAGUGCUGCAAAAUUAUUCGCGUCCCCGAAUCAACUGCUGCUGUCCAAUGACAGAAUAUUGACCAUCAACGGCGUCCCCGAUGCUAUCCAUAUUGCCACUUUCUACGUUGGCCAAACACUGUUGAACUUCCAAAUAGAGUCUCCACAGAAGAAAUUGAAAAGGUCUAUAUUUUAUCAACCCACCCAAUUCAAUUCGGUUUUGCUGGACCAUAGCCAGUCAAACGCUGUCCUUCAUCAAAGAAACCAUCAAUAUCAUCCAAACGAUAAACUACUCUCCUGCAGACCCAACAGAAAGUUCUCCGUAUCGUCGACCCUGCUGAGUAUGGCCCCUCCACAGUAUACCACCGCCAGCGUAGCAAAUGCCACGGCAUUUCAUCCAAAUUUCGUUAUUCCCAACGUAAGGAUCCUGGAUGCUCCUGUUAUCGACCAGGGACCCAGCAAUCAUCUAUCCAUGAACCUCUUCCAGCAAGAAAUAUUUAUAGAUGAGAAUUUUGUGGGAAACGUCAUCGGCAAAGAUGGCAAACACAUUAAUUCGGUCAAGGAAUCCACAGGUUGCUCCAUCAUUGUACAAGAUUCCGUGGAAGGCUCCUCCGAGAGAAGACUUUCUAUAAGAGGCACAUUUAUGGCUUCUCAAGCCGCGAUUAUGUUGAUUAGCAAUAAAAUUGAAAUUGAUAGAUUAAAUGCCGAACGUAAAAGAAGGUCGCCUCUCUGA
Saccharomyces kudriavzevii IFO 1802 is the source of this 1251-nucleotide messenger RNA. RefSeq names its product telomere maintenance protein PBP2 (gene PBP2). Lineage: Eukaryota; Fungi; Ascomycota; Saccharomycetes; Saccharomycetales; Saccharomycetaceae. The record is from RefSeq and is a predicted model, not a curated record. The coding region runs from base 1 to 1251 and encodes 416 amino acids. Gene Ontology annotation, biological process: regulation of RNA metabolic process; regulation of gene expression. The transcript has a single exon. Gene Ontology annotation, cellular component: cytoplasm; nucleus. Gene Ontology annotation, molecular function: mRNA binding.